CCUCAUUUACUUCUACACUUUUUCUUCUUCCUCUUCAUGGUUUUUUGUGGCAGACAUGGCGGUGGAGUUCAUGACCAAUUAUAGGAACGGCAACUACUUGGCAGCCAAAAUGGAAGAAAACGCCGUCCAGGAAGCCGCUUCUGGACUCGAAAGCGUUGAGAAACUCAUCAGAUUAAUUUCUCAAACUCAACACCACCACCAAAACAAUCAAGACAAGUAUCAAGCUUCUUCUAUCUCAACAACAUCAUCUUCCCCGGAUUUGGAAAUGGACUGCAAAGCAGCAGCGGACGUUGCCGUUUCAAAGUUCAAGAGAGUUAUCUCUCUUCUGGGUCGAACCAGGACCGGCCAUGCUCGUUUCAGACGAGCCCCUGUCGUAUCACCUGUUAACCAAAACCAAGCAAAUCAAGAGCAAGAAGCUAUGGUUUAUUACGCAACCCCGAUCCAGCAUAUUCGGCCUCCGGCUACUACUUAUCAUCAUCAUGAUCAUCAUGAUUUUUUGACGGUGAAAAGUGGGGUUUUAGAGAGGAGAGAUUCAUCCAAAACCAUGAAUUUUUCGUAUUCUUCUGCCGGGAGUUCGUUUAUGUCAUCUUUGACCGGAGACACUGAUAGCAAGCAGCCAUCUUCAUCGUCAUCACCGUUUCAAAUUACUAAUCUUUCUCAGGUUUCCUCGGCCGGAAAGCCUCCUUUGUCUUCUUCUUCUUUCAAGAGGAAGUGUAACUCCGACAAUUUGGGUUCCGGCAAGUGUAGUGGUUCCUCUGGUCCCUGCCAUUGCUCCAAGAAAAGAAAACUGAGAUCGAAAAGGGUGGUAAGGAUUCCAGCAAUAAGUCUGAAAAUGGCUGAUAUUCCACCGGAUGAUUACUCAUGGAGGAAGUACGGUCAAAAACCAAUCAAGGGAUCUCCACAUCCAAGGGGCUACUACAAGUGCAGCAGCGUAAGAGGAUGUCCGGCUCGGAAGCAUGUGGAAAGAGCCUUAGAUGAUCCAUCGAUGCUAAUAGUCACCUACGAAGGCGAUCAUAACCAUUCCCUCUCCAUUGCAGAAACCACAAAUCUCAUCCUCGAAUCCUCCUAAAACAUCUCCAAUUCAACAGUUUCAAUCUCCAAGGAGAUAUUUAGUGGGGUUGGUUCAUUUCUCUGUAAAAUGUUUAGCUUUGGUUCCUAGGAUGGUGGAUCUGGUAUUAGAUUAAGUAAUUUUUUUUUUUAAAAUUGUUCGCUUUAUCUUUUUCUACAGAUUCUUGUUUCUAGAUGCCGACUUGCUACUACUUUUAUUUUUCUGUUUCUUACAUAUUAAGUGAAGCAAAUUUUCAAAGUGUGAAUAGUAAUAAAGGGAAAGGAUUGAGUCAAAGAAUUGGAAGAUGUGGACCAAUAUGUCGUGUUAGGGGAGUUGUUGACUAUA
Molecule: messenger RNA, 1393 nt
Organism: Hibiscus syriacus
Lineage: Eukaryota; Viridiplantae; Streptophyta; Magnoliopsida; Malvales; Malvaceae
Product: probable WRKY transcription factor 15
Exons: 3
Coding region: 56-1069 (337 amino acids)
Biological process (GO): regulation of DNA-templated transcription
Molecular function (GO): sequence-specific DNA binding; DNA-binding transcription factor activity
Source: RefSeq, a predicted model, not a curated record